UAACAGUCGGCUACAUUACAAGCUCAGCUCAGCCCUGAAUUCAGUCAGCUAAUGUGAGCUAGAGCCAGGUAAAGAUGGGACUGAUCUGCGGCUUUUUUCUUCUGACUGCAUGUCUGCUGUACCCCUCUCUAGUAUGCGCCGAGGUGUGCAUCAGUGAACCUCUCCCGAACUUCCAGCACGGAAUUCAGGGCAGACUGUGUUUCAUAGACCAGACUACGCUGGUCAUCCGAGGCUUCGCAUACGACGGAAGGGGUCCAGCGGCCUACCUCUACUAUUACGAUACUACUCAAGGCUACACAGCUGAAGAUGUCCCUGCAAAUGGUCGGGGGAAAGAGAUACCUCACCCUGUAACUGGAGGGGCCUUCCAAUUUCGGGAGAGUGUCAGUAAUCAAGAUCUGCAGUUCUCUCUCCCAGAGGGAGUUUAUGCCUGCGACUUGGCCGUCUUCACCAUCUGGUGUAGCGCAGCCAAUUCUCAUUUCACGGCCAUUGACAUUCCCCAGAGCCUAUUUACCACAGACCAAAGUGAAGCUGCAAGCGGUACAAUACUCUGCACUCGAACUGGAGGAGGAGGGGGUGCCACUGUUUUUGAAAACUGUGAGCAACUUCACCAAGAUCUGACGCUGGACUGGACAGUGAAUAGAGCUGACGAGAGUGUCACGUUCAGACUCUGUGGCUGUACCUCUCCUAACGACGCAUUUGACAACACGUGGCUGGGUUUUGGUCUGAGUGGCAGUGAAUCUGCCACCUUCAUGAUUGGAGCUGAUGCCACUAUUGUGUGGGUCGAUAGAGAAGACCAACCUCAUGCUGAGGACUACUACCUCUCAGCCUACACACAGUGUGGAGGAGGGACAGGGGCCUGUCCUGACGACCAGUCCUCGGCUGGAACAUGCUCAAACAGUGCCAUCCUUGAGACCGGGUUCACUCAGGAUGGCUCACAGUGUGUGGUGUUCACCAGGAAUUUUUCCGCAGGAGACGAGUGUGACCAAGAUAUAAAUCCAGACAAUGAGAACCAGUACAUUGUGUGGGGAGUUGGGAGGUCUUGGAGACACUGCAUUCAGACACUUUGUCAGAGCCGAAAGUGGCGAUGCACCGCUACAUCUCGGUCGUCAGCCGUCAAGAAAUUGCGGCGAGUCUUUGGUGUGUAGCUCCUGCGAUGCCUACGAGACCCAGACUCUGGUGGCUCCUUCUAACGCCACCUUUGUGGCUCACAUCGGCCCCUCCGGUGACCAGAGAGGAUACAUGGGCAUCACUGGUCGUGCAGGCUGGGGUAUAGCCUGGUACAUCAAUGACACCCUCAUACCGACACUGGUAGUCCAGAGAGGAAAAACGUAUACGUUUGUCGUCUACGGAGGAGAUGAUCCAAACAUGAACGCCAACUACCAUCCUCUCUACAUCACCAACUCCACCACUGGUGGCAGAGUCUUCAUGGACGAACAGGAGAAAGCUAUGGAGAUAAUCUAUGCUGGUGUUGAGGACAACGGCAGUAAACCCAUUGGAGGUUUGAUACAAAUUACUUAGCUUCUAUUGGACUACAGGCUAGUGACUAUAAUACAAUUCCCGUUGUCUGCAGUUGGUCCGUUGUGUGAGUCCACCAGUACUCCCGAGGCAGAUGCUCUGGCAGACAUCUGCGAAGCUCUACUCUGCAACUAUGAGGAGGCCCUCGCUCCUCCGAGCCCAGACUGCAAGAACUCUCUCGCCAACGGGAGCGACAAUACCUUCACUUGGACCCCAGACGAUGACACCCCCGACGUCGUCUUCUACCAGUGUUUCACCCACCGUAACCUUGGCUGGAAGAUCAUGGUCACCGACUCGGUCGAGGACUAUCUGAAGAGCAAUCCUGUACGUCAGCACCCAGAUCCGUGCCCACCUCCCCCCACAGUUCAGUCCAGCUCACCUGGUGUACCCUCCCCCCUCCUCCUCCUCCUCACCUCACUUCUCCUUCUCUCCUCCCUCACUGUCCUCGUUAGGUAGACACACUCUUAUAUCCCGGACUGUAUGUAGCCACACACAGAUGUGAACGAUUGUUUGGGUUUUCUGCAUUAAUUGUUUGACUCUGAAUUACUAUUAUUAUUUAGAUAAGCACAACUUAUAACAAGAAGAUACUUAUGUAAUUCACUUUAACGUGGUGUACAUGGCCAGGUGUCAUCACUACAUAUAUUAUAAAUAUAUGGGUGCUCACACUUUGUGUAUCUAUGAUUACAGUAC
Geodia barretti is the source of this 2205-nucleotide messenger RNA. The record is from the annotation of a GenBank genome assembly. NCBI's taxonomy places the organism in Eukaryota, Metazoa, Porifera, Demospongiae, Tetractinellida, Geodiidae.